Messenger RNA from Anopheles coluzzii, 2162 nucleotides. RefSeq names its product phosphoglucomutase (gene Pgm1). The transcript is spliced from 2 exons. Gene Ontology annotation, molecular function: phosphoglucomutase activity; magnesium ion binding. Lineage: Eukaryota; Metazoa; Arthropoda; Insecta; Diptera; Culicidae. Bases 288 to 1973 code for a protein of 561 amino acids. Gene Ontology annotation, biological process: carbohydrate metabolic process. Gene Ontology annotation, cellular component: cytosol. The record is from RefSeq and is a predicted model, not a curated record.
CAUUCUGUCAAGAACGGUCAAAUAGCGCAAGUUGAUAAAUUGUCUCCGUACGACCUUGGCUGAAGGUGAUUUCAAACAGAUAGAAAGGAGUUUUGCGGAAUUUACAAGAGGCUCGCUGCUUAUCUCCGAUCACACAAACGCGACACGACGGAAGGUUCUCGCGCUUCGGUUCGGUUUCACGCAGCAGCAGAAGGCUUCAUUCCGUUCGGACGUGCAGUAAAGGUUGAGCGCGCUUACAACUGAAACAAUCGGCAGGCUUUUGCUUCUCCCGCAUCAUCGCCAGCGUCAUGAGCGUUAAGAUCGAAACGGUUGCGACCACCCCGUUUGAGGGCCAAAAGCCAGGCACCAGCGGUCUGCGCAAGAAGGUCAAAGUGUUCACCCAGAAAAACUACACGGAAAACUUUGUUCAAUGCAUCCUGGACGCGAACGGUCCGGCCCUGGCCGGCUCUACCCUCGUGCUCGGCGGCGAUGGUCGCUACUUCUGCAAGGAAGCGUCCGAACUGAUCGUCCGCCUGUGUGCCGCGAACGGUGUGCGCAAGAUACUGCUCGGCCAGAACGGCAUCCUGUCGACGCCGGCCGUCUCAAGCCUGAUCCGCCGGCACAAGGCACUCGGAGGCAUUGUCCUGACCGCGUCGCACAACCCGGGCGGCCCGGAGAACGAUUUCGGCAUCAAGUUUAACUGCGAAAACGGUGGCCCAGCGCCGGACGCGUUCACGAACAAAAUCUACGCCCUGUCGGGUGAGAUUCGGCAGUACAAAAUCGCGCCCGUCGCGGUCGACGUGGGCAAGGUCGGCGUGACGGAGGCGGUGGUCGAGGGCAAACCGUUCACGGUCGAGGUGAUCGAUUCCGUUGCCGACUACGUGCUGCUGAUGAGGGAAAUAUUUGACUUCGAGCAGCUGCGGGGCUUUGUCAGCGGCAGUUCGAGACCGGGCGGCGCCCCGCUCAAGAUGCGCAUCGACUCGAUGAACGGUGUGACCGGUAGCUACGUGAACGAGAUCUUCGUCCAGUGUCUCGGUGCGUCGACGGACGGUGUGGUGCACACGACACCGCUGCCCGACUUUGGCGGGCUGCAUCCCGACCCGAACCUAACGUACGCGAAGGAUCUGGUCGACACGGUGCGUGCUGGGGACUACGACAUCGGGGCAGCGUUCGACGGUGACGGUGAUCGUAACAUGAUCAUCGGGCGUAAAGCGUUCUUCGUCACGCCGAGCGACUCGCUCGCCGUCAUUGCCCACUACCUGGAGUGCAUUCCGUACUUUAAGAAGCACGGCGUGCAGGGACUUGCGCGCAGCAUGCCAACCGCUUCGGCCGUCGAUCGCGUCGCGGAAGCACUCGGCAAGGAGAUGUUCGAGGUUCCGACGGGCUGGAAGUACUUUGGCAAUCUGAUGGACGCCGGCCGUCUCUGCCUGUGCGGCGAGGAAAGCUUCGGCACCGGGUCGAACCACAUCCGCGAGAAGGACGGCGUGUGGGCGGUCCUGGCCUGGCUGUCGAUCAUGGCCCACACGGGCAAAAGCAUCGAGGAGAUCUGUGUGGAGCACUGGAAGCGGUACGGCCGCAACUACUUCACCCGCUACGAUUACGAGGAGUGCGAGCUGGCCCCGUGCAACGAGAUGAUGGAGGCGCUGGAGAAAACCAUCACCGAUCCGGCGUUCGUGGGCAGGGAGCUGUCGGCUGGCGGCAAAACGUACCAGGUGCGGCUGGGCGACAACUUCAGCUACAACGAUCCGAUCGACAAGUCGGUGUCGACGAAGCAGGGCCUGCGCAUCGUGUUCACCGACGGCAGCCGGAUCGUGAUGCGGCUGAGCGGUACGGGCAGCUCGGGCGCCACCGUCCGGCUGUACAUCGACUCGUACGAGAAGGAGAACGUGCUGGGCAGCGCGUCGGACAUGCUGAAACCGCUGAUCGACAUUGCGCUCGAGGUGUCGAAGCUGCCCACCUUUACCGGCCGCAACGCACCGACCGUCAUCACGUAAAUGGCUGCCAUUGGCCGACGCAUGGGGUCGAAUGUCUCGCUCAGUAGCAGUAGCAGUUUGCAGUGCAUUUUUAGAGCUGCGACGCCUUCCUUCGCCGUAUGUGUGUUUGUGUGUGUUUUGUUUUAAAUAGUGUUUAGGAAAUGUCGUUAACAAAUAAAGUUGAUUUUGCUUGUGUUUUAUGAAACAAAA